Molecule: messenger RNA, 1799 nt
Organism: Cyprinodon variegatus (sheepshead minnow)
Lineage: Eukaryota; Metazoa; Chordata; Actinopteri; Cyprinodontiformes; Cyprinodontidae
Product: SWI/SNF-related matrix-associated actin-dependent regulator of chromatin subfamily E member 1-related-like
Exons: 9
Coding region: 285-1196 (303 amino acids)
Biological process (GO): regulation of gene expression
Cellular component (GO): nucleus
Source: RefSeq, a predicted model, not a curated record
GUUUGGCAGAGGGACGUAUUAUUGGGUAAAGAAAUAAACGCUUAUUCAAAAAGUAUUGAGAAAAUUCGUUUAAAGAACAUUUUCUUUAUUUUCCGUUAUCAGUCUUUAUUUCACCAAUCAAAAUUGUUUGUCUCCGUUGGAGAAUUGUUGCUUUUAGCUUUUUGUUUUGUGUGAAUUUCGCCCCCCCGUUUGUGCGUGUGUGGCUCCGACCAGUUAACGUUAGCCAUAACGAACUGUUAGCAGACGGGUUAGCUUUUAAAGCGCUCUUCCUGAUUGAUAGAAAGAUGAUGGGGGGAAUUAAACAAGAGCAGAGUGAUGCAUCCCAUCAGCCCAAAGCUUCACACCCAGUGGACCAACAAGAGGAGCCAAAGAAGCGAGGUUGGCCAAAAGGAAAGAAAAGAAAGAAGGUUCUCCCUAAUGGUCCGAAGGCUCCAGUAACAGGAUACGUUCGCUUCCUGAAUGAACGACGAGAAGUUAUGAGAGCCCGAUACCCGGAUUUACCUUUUCCAGAAAUCACAAAGAGACUCGGAGCCGAGUGGACACGAUUAGCCCAAAACGACAAACAGCGCUAUCUUGAUGAGGCGGAGCGAGAGAAGGUGCAAUAUGCCCAAGAACUAAAGGAGUAUCAACAGACUGAGGCGUACCACAUCACCAGUGCCAAGAUACAUGACAAGAAGAUUAAAAAGGAAGACAGUCUGCCGGUUGUUGUCAGUACAAGUUCAGGAUUGUCUUUAAUGAAGGCUCCUGAGCUCUCAACCAGAUUUGACAUUCCUAUUUUCACCGAAGAGUUCCUCGAUCAGAAUAAAGCUCGAGAGGCCGAGUUGCGCCGACUUCGGAAGGCAAACAUUGAGUUUGAAGAGCAGAACGCUAUGCUGCAGCGCCACAUCAAUGACAUGAACAGCGCUAAAGAACGUCUGGAGGCUGAAUUGGGGCAGGAUGAAAAGCGUACCCAGGCUCUUCACUCACACCUGCUGGCCAUUAAACACACGCUGGUCAGCAGCCUGUCCACAGUCCCUCUGCCAGGUACAGGGGAGACAGCAUCUCUUGGUAAUCUUGACUCAUACCUGAGUCGACUCAGUGGGGUCCUGGAGGGAAAUCCUCAGAAACACCGCGCUCUCCUCAGCCAACUUCAUGAGGUCUUUUCUCAUCUGGACAGGAAGACUUUUAUGUCUAACCAACUUAAGUCAGAACAUUAAAAAAGCAAAAACAUUUGCUAGAAUUUUAAAUAUUGUAUCUUUAAUAAGCAGAUUAAUUUCUUAGUCUUUUAUGUUUUGCAUUGUAGUAAUUUCAUUUUAUAUAUGUAAAAAAAAAAACAACAACAAUAAAAACGACAUACAAAUGGCUGUUAGGUGGUUUCCAUCAAACUCCUGUUUAAUAUUUGAGAAUCCAAACCUUCUAUAGUUGGGUUUCCUGGCAUGUAGUUUGAAAACAGAACAGAAAGAAAUUCAUUCCUACAUCACUUUUUAUGCCUCAGAUACUAUCUCUAGUUUUCUGUCACAUUUUCAUCUCUGUUCCUUGUCAGCGAGAAAUUAUGAGGAGUGUCGGAUGGCCAUGCAGCUGUGCCUCAUCUGGACAAACGACUGUUCGAAUCAACAGAAAAUUUGGGUGUGAUCACAUCUGCAAAGGAACUUGUUCAAAUUCUUAUGAAAAACACAUAUGGUCCAUGUCAACUUGUCUGUUGUUUAUAGAUACAUGUAUUCUGUAUGACAUGUGCUUCUGAACAUGUUUAAUCUGAAUGUGAAUCAGAGGAAGCAUGUAGGUAUUUUGACCAAGUCUAUUCUUUUUUUGUACCACACUAA